AUGUAUUUUGUUGAAGGAAUUGCAACAGCGAACAAGACCAAAGUCGGAGAGCGUUUGCCAUGGGUAUUCAAUGGAUGGAGCCUGCCUCGAUCUAUUGAAGUUGAUAGCAUGCUGGACGAAUGGUUGAUAUGCGGAAUCAAAGUCACCUGGAACACAAAUAGCAGUCAGACAUUAGAUGUUUGGCGGGUUUCAGAUGUCAAACCGAGUGUGGAUGGGGAUAAUGAGGUUGAUCUGCACAUUGGCCUCUGGGUCGAACGCGAAGUGCUUGAGAGAUGGCUCCUUCCUUGCUUGAAUUUCGAAGAUCCUAUUACCGAUUUUAACAAACUUCCACUGUCCAAGAGAGAGGCUGGCAUGAAGAGUGCUGGGCACAAGAAGAAGCAGGCCAUGCAGAGUUCUAAGCCGCUACGUCGUUCGGUCAGAAUUAAAAAACUUCAAGCACGUAAGUGA
This is a messenger RNA of Penicillium nucicola, 447 nucleotides long. RefSeq lists its product as uncharacterized. Lineage: Eukaryota; Fungi; Ascomycota; Eurotiomycetes; Eurotiales; Aspergillaceae. The record is from RefSeq and is a predicted model, not a curated record. Bases 1 to 447 code for a protein of 148 amino acids. The transcript has 2 exons.